AGAAAAUGCCCCCAAGCAAUAGUAUCUAUAGAUAGCCUUGGCCAAGGCCAACCAUAACAAGCCCUCUUCCUGGAGUACAUAUGGUUGCGCACGUGCGCUAUCAUCUAACAUUACUCACCCUGAACGCUCCAUGGACGGAGCAGCGCCGCCGCCCCGGCUACCACCAAAAACCACCAGGACCGUUUCUUUCACAGCCGCCGGCACCGUUGAAGAAUUUGUCAAGUAAAUGGGUGUUUGAAUGUUCAGCCUUAAGCAAACAGGGGCAGCGAUUCUUUUCUUCUCUGGCCACCGCCGCUGGAGAUACCUCAGCCACCAACCGUUUGAUCAAGAAAUUUGUGGCAGCAUCACCUAAAUCUGUUGCUCUCGAUGCACUCUCCAAUCUCCUUUCUCCUCACUCGUCUUAUCCUCACCUCUCGGCUUUUGCAUUCCCCCUUUACUUGAAGAUCACAGAAGCACGGUGGUUUGAGUGGAACCCAAAGCUAGUUGCCAAUCUUGCUGCGUUGCUUGAUAAACAAGGCCAAUACAAAGAGUUAGCAACUCUAAUAUCUGAUUCAACUUCUAAAUUACAGCUUAGAGAGCGAGAUCUUGCUCUCUUCUAUUGCAAUUUGGUUGAGUCUCACUCCAAACAGAAUUCUGUUGGAGGUUUUGAUGAUUAUUUUGCUCGUUUGACUCGGCUCGUUCAUAAUUCUAACUCUGUUCAUGUAAAAAGGCAAGGCUACAAAUCUAUGAUUAGUGGGUUAUGUGAAAUGGGUAGGCCUAUAGAAGCAGAAGAUUUGAUUGAAGAGAUGAGAGGCAAAGGAGUGAAGCCAUCAGUAUUUGAGUUUAGGUGUGUUCUUUAUGGGUAUGGAAGAUUAGGAUUGUUUGAAGAAAUGCAGAGCAGUGUUGUCCAAAUGGAAAGUUCAGGGUUUGAAGUUGAUACAGUUUGUUCAAAUAUGAUUCUUUCAUCCUAUGGAUCUUAUAAUGCACUUACUGAAAUGGGAUUAUUUCUCCAAAAGAUGAAGGAUUUGGGCAUUCCAUUCUCAUUAAGGACUUUCAAUUCAGUCUUGAAUUCAUGUCCUACAAUUAUAUCAAUGAUGCAAAACUCAAAUGCAGCUUAUCCGAUUUCGAUUCAAGAACUGAUAAAGAUUUUGAGUGAAGAUGAGGCCAUGUUGGUUGAAGCAUUGGUUGGAUCUUCAGUUUUGAAGGAGACAAUGAAGUGGAAUGCAUUAGAGGCUAAAUUGGAUUUGCAUGGAAUGCACUUGUGUUCAGCUUAUUUGAUAAUGUUAAUGUGGAUUGAAGAGAUGAGAAAGAGAUUGAAUAGUGGAAAUUAUGUGAUUCCAGCGGACGUUACAGUAGUUUGUGGUUCAGGGAAACAUAGUUCUAUUAGAGGGGAAUCUCCAGUUAAGCAGAUGGUCAAAGAGAUCAUGGUUCGAACAAGAAGCCCUAUGAGAAUUGAUAGAAAGAACAUAGGCUGUUUUAUAGCCAAAGGGAGCGUUGUUAAAGAAUGGUUAUGUUAAGCCAUUGCUUACGAAUGCCUUGUCGGUAAUAAGUGGAUGCGACACUCAUGGGUUACAAAAAUAAUAACUCAUUGGUUAGUAUUA
Hevea brasiliensis (rubber tree) is the source of this 1580-nucleotide messenger RNA. RefSeq names its product pentatricopeptide repeat-containing protein At2g17033. Gene Ontology annotation, molecular function: protein binding. NCBI's taxonomy places the organism in Eukaryota, Viridiplantae, Streptophyta, Magnoliopsida, Malpighiales, Euphorbiaceae. The transcript has 2 exons. The record is from RefSeq and is a predicted model, not a curated record. Bases 81 to 1496 code for a protein of 471 amino acids.